GCCCCGCCCCCCACAGUGACACGGCUGGCGCGGGCGGGCCCGUCCCCCCUGCCCCUGGGUCGCUCUUUUUAAGCUCCCCUGAGCCGGGGCUGCGCUCCUCUAAUUGGGACUCCGAGCCCGGGCUAUUUCUGGCGCUGGCGCGGCUCCAAGAAGGCAUCCGCAUUUGCUACCAGCGGCGGCGGCGGCGGCGGAGCCAGGCCGGUCCUCAGCGCCCAGCACCGUCGCUCCCGGCAGCCCGGAGCGCGCACCGCAGGCCGGCGGCCGAGCUCGCGCAUCCCAGCCAUCGCUCCUCCACCUGCUCCAGAGAGAAGGGAAGAUGAGCGAGUCGAGCUCGAAGUCCAGCCAGCCCUUGGCCUCCAAGCAGGAAAAGGACGGCACUGAGAAGCGGGGGCGGGGCAGGCCGCGCAAGCAGCCUCCGGUGAGUCCCGGGACGGCGCUGGUAGGGAGUCAGAAGGAACCCAGCGAAGUGCCAACACCUAAGAGACCUCGGGGCCGACCAAAGGGAAGCAAAAACAAGGGUGCUGCCAAGACCCGGAAAACUACCACAACUCCAGGGAGGAAACCAAGGGGCAGACCCAAAAAACUGGAGAAGGAGGAAGAAGAGGGCAUCUCGCAGGAGUCCUCCGAGGAGGAGCAGUGACCGCGCCGCGCCGCCCGCUCCUUCGCCGCCGAGGAGCAGUUUCCCUCUGGGACUGGACAGCGCCGCUCCGCUCCCCCCGCCCCCCCCUUCCCCAGGCCCACGCACCGCCGCCACCCACCUGCGCCCUCACUACCACACUACACAGCACACCAGCCGCUGCGGGGCCCCAAGGCCCGAGUGGGGAGCAGUUUCCUUUGGUUUCCAGCGAGCCCUCACCCACACGCACACUAGCCCUUCCAGACAAAGCCGACUGCGCACCUCUCCGCACCCUGCCCCUUCUGCGUCCCCGUGCUCUGUGGUGGGGACGUUGCUGACUGGGCUCUUGGUUUGGGGGGGGUCCCUUCUGCUUCCCCAUUCUUCUCUCUGGCUUCCCACUAAGGGGACUGGGAGGGCUCCCCUGGCCUUAAAAGGGGCCUGUGCCCCGUCUCAUUCUGAUCUGCCCCACUCCACAGCACUGGCAACAGUAGGCAUGGCCAAUGGGGGGGCGGCGCUCGGCCCCAGGAUGCCCACCCCCCUAGCGGCCUGUGUCUAAGGUGCGGCUCACACCCACUUUCCUUCCCUCCUCCCUUGCCUGGUCCUUGCUCUAGGUCGGACAGCCACCUUUGGGCACAGGAAGGAAGGCAGGAGGGGUCUGAGCCCCCUACUCUAAAUGGGCUCCAGCCCACCCCCCCCACCCUGGAAUCUAUUGCCGUGAGGGAAACACAGUCCCCCUUUCUCCAGGUGAGGUCCAGGAGGCCCAGGUUCCCUGCGGCAGCCUCCUCAGGUGGGCUGGAGCCACUGCCCAACCCCAUCCGCUUCCACCCUAGGCCUCAGUUUCCCCUUUCCUCACAUGGGGCACUAAUAACAAGGAGCUAGCCUUGCCCACUCCCACCCUUCUGCUCCUCCCCACCCCCCAAGGUUCUGGUUCCAUCUUUUCCUCUGUUCACAAACUACCUCUGGACAGUUGCGUUGUUUUCGUUCAAUGUUCCCAUUCUUAGACAUCCGUCAUUGCUGCUGCGACCAGCGCCAAAUGUUCAUCCUCAUUGCCGCCUCCUGUUCUGCCCACGUUCCCCUCCUCCUGGAGGCUCUUAGGGGAAGGGGCCCGGGGCAGAACAGGCUGGGUUACCGACCACCCCAGUCCCAGGGAAGGUGGGGCCCUGCCCCUAGGAUGCUGCAGCAGAGUGGGGGGGGGGGCCUGUAUUGACCGUCGAGGGUGUAGGGGCUACCUUCUCCCCCCUGUUCUGUCGGGGAGGAGGGAGCCAUUAUUUGUCCCAGCCUGGGGCCCCCCCAUCUGGUUUCCUAUUUGCAGUUACUUGAAUAAAAAAAAUACCUUUUCUGGA
This is a messenger RNA of Zalophus californianus (California sea lion), 1959 nucleotides long. It is a transcript of the gene HMGA1, whose product is annotated as high mobility group AT-hook 1. Gene Ontology annotation, biological process: regulation of DNA-templated transcription. The transcript has 6 exons. The record is from RefSeq and is a predicted model, not a curated record. Gene Ontology annotation, molecular function: DNA binding; transcription coregulator activity. Bases 317 to 640 code for a protein of 107 amino acids. Gene Ontology annotation, cellular component: nucleus; chromatin. Lineage: Eukaryota; Metazoa; Chordata; Mammalia; Carnivora; Otariidae.